Molecule: messenger RNA, 1296 nt
Organism: Vitis vinifera (wine grape)
Lineage: Eukaryota; Viridiplantae; Streptophyta; Magnoliopsida; Vitales; Vitaceae
Product: calcium binding
Exons: 1
Coding region: 486-1064 (192 amino acids)
Molecular function (GO): calcium ion binding
Source: RefSeq, a predicted model, not a curated record
ACACAUGAUAUUUUUUUUAGCAUUGUGUAGCAGAUUGCAAAAUCAAAUUUCGUGAGGAAUCAGGUGCCCAUAAAUCUGGUAUCUUCAUAAUGGCAUAUAGAGGAAAGUCAAGGUAAACGAAACCAUCAUAUUCUUCAACUUGCAGCCAACCAAAUAUGUUCAAGUCCAUUCAAUCAUCCCUUCUUUUUUUCACAGUCCAUAAAAUAUUUUUUUUUUUUCUUUCUAGAAUUAUCUGAGCCUCACGACUAAAACGGAAGACCCAGUCCAAGUCACCAUUCAUUUUUUUUCCCAGUCUCCUCACCUUAUAACGCGCAUUGUCGUAUGCUCCAAAUCUAUAUAUAGAGAAAUAUUCGGCCUCUCCUCAUCGAGAGCAAAGCAGGACACAGGAAGAUUCCGAGCCACGCUCCCCUUUUUCCAUCGUUGUAGUGUCACGGACUUGGGUAUUUCCAAAUCGCCAGUUCGCCACUCAGAUAAUAAAAAGAACAAUGGAAUCAGGUGGAGCCGGUCGGAGAAGCUUAAGCAUCAACAACCGGUCAUUCCGGCUCCGCUGCCCCAGCCUCAACUCCGUCCGCCUCCGCCGCAUCUUCGACCUAUUUGACAAGAACUCCGACGGCACCAUCACCGUCACGGAGCUCAGCCAGGCCCUCGCCCUCCUGGGCCUCGACGCCGACCUCCCCGACCUCCAGUCCAUCGUCCAGUCACACAUCAAGCCCGGCAACCUCGGCCUCGAAUUCGAUGACUUCGCGGCCCUCCACCUCUCCCUGAACGACACCUACUUCUUCGACGUCGAAGAAGAGUUAAAAGGAGACGGCGCCGAGCAGUCGGAGCUGUCGCAGGAGGAGUCUGACCUAAACGAGGCCUUUAAAGUGUUCGACGAAGACGGCGACGGAUACAUCUCGGCGCAGGAGUUGCAGGUGGUGCUGGGGAAAUUAGGGCUAGCGGAGGGGAAGGAAAUAGGGAGAGUGAAGCAGAUGAUAACAUCAGUGGACAGAAACCAGGACGGGCGCGUGGAUUUCUUUGAAUUCAAGGACAUGAUGCGAAGCGUAGUUGUUCGGAGCUCUUGAUGAUGAUCUUCUUCUCCAGCUUGAAAAAAUGCGUAGCUUUUUUUGUUUUGAUUUUUGUGGAUGUUUUAUGAAAAUUGGGGAUGAUACACUCGUACAUACUGGGUGUGUCGUGUGUGUACAUACUCCUGCUGUAUGUGUACGUGCACUUUGGGUUUUUUAAACUUAUUUUACAAAGAUUAAACUGUAAUUUUACUUACAUCAAUGGCAUCCAAAGGACACAAAUAUUCAAAAA